GAGGUUUGCGACUGCGAGCUGGUAAGUGGGGACACGAUGCAGCGGAGGCUCGAUGUUGAAAGAGGAACCGAGACCGUUGGGAAAGGUGUUCGAACGAAAGGAAGAGGGAGAAGCUGGCUUGAAGAGGGGAAACCAGGUUCCCAGUUGCCUAUCAGCAGUUGCUUUUACGGAGUGGUGGAAAGCUGGGCGUUACACGGUGCGGAGUUCUCGCAGCAGCCGGCAGAUGUCGAAUGGUCGCGCCCCUAGACAGGGUCUUCACCCCUGAAAAGGUCAGCUCAGGGGCGUAGCGGCCGUGGAAUCGACGCCCAGAAACGCCCAUCGUCGACCCUCCCGCCGCUUCCUCGCCGCAGACGCUUCGCGGCAACCAACUGGACAACCAGCCCGGCCUGGAUCCACAGCGUCGCACAACGGUUCCGUUGAAACCCGCGUCUCUACCAGCGCCGUGUAACCAACUCGCCACGUUUCCACCGAUCAUCCGGAGCAUCGCGUCUCUUCGUCUCUCCUUCCGAUCUGCUUGCUUCGUCCGAACCGUUGGCCUGUGUUUUCGCCUCGGUUUCCUGCUCGUCGACUGGUAGUGCGCGUAUCGUGCGCGUUCACACGGUUCAGUUUAUCGCCACGGUGGGCACGACUCCCCUGUACGCUUAAUUUAGGUUAGAAGAACCACCCGGUACAAGGGUGAACGCGAAAGUGAGAGUGCAAUGGAUUAUGGACGUAUCGGGAAGAUUUUGAGGUUAAGGUACGAAAAGUUAGUGAUGACGAGAAGCAUCGAUGAGGACGAUACGGUUCGUUGUCGGUUGGACUGUCCGUUGAAGUAAUGAGCUGGUGGCUCGGGUGGACUGGUUCUUAGCGUAUUACGCCCGGAGGAUAGGUUAUCGGGGGAAGAUGAGAGAUAAACGCGAACCUCGUGGUGGCAAUCCGUCAUGAACUGGCUUGAACAGUGUCCGUCGGCAAAGAAACUGAGGGAAGAGUACUUUGUGCUCGGGAAAUAACUGAAGCGUGCGCGAGUAUUUCGAAGUUUCUGUCGUGAAGUGUGUAUUCUAUGAUAGAAUUCUGAGACACUAUGCGAGUAGGAUAUCAGGGAUGGGUUGUUAACGAUUUACAGGUGGCCAAUGAUCGAACAGGUGCCCUGUACGAAGACAAUGAUCCCUCCAGGCAACUUGCAGCGGAUGGAAUCCGUUAGGUAACGACCUGAAAUUCAAAUUGUCAAGUAGAUCGAGGGACAAAGCGAAGACGAGUGUUUGACAGUCGUCAUGGAAGGGUUAAAGACUUAAAACAAGAUUUUACAUUUUCGCACCGAUCAACUCGGUAAAACACGAAAGAAAUCUUCUUAAGAAGAAAAAGAAAUAAAAAAGAAAAAGAAAGGGAAACAUGUCGAACACACCACCGGAAUCAUCCACCGGUUUAGAUUCGAACGAUCUCCAUGAGAUCAGGCAGAAUUAUCUAGCGGCCAGGCUGGAGCCCGACGAGUCCGAGAAACGGGAUCAGAUACGAGGAAGUGACGGCAACAAUCCUGACAGCGAUUGCGAAAGCGACACCAGCGAAGUGUUGAGCGUCGGUAGCGAACCGACGCCCACAAGCGUCGUUGGUAUCCGCGGUUGUAGCUCGGUCAGGUACGAGCAGGAAUCGGCGAGCAGUCGCGGUGACUUUCGCGACGAGGAGAACACGAGGACAUCGGCGACACCAUCGCCUUCUAGUUCAGCGAGCUGUAACGAUGCGUUCUAUCAACGAACCGGUAAUCACAUCUCGGCACCGAGUCCACCGGCGUACAGUCAGCCACCGUCAUCGCCCACGGCAUCCUCAGUCAGGUCACCGGCUUCGUCUUCAGCCACUGCUUCGUCCCCGGGUCGGCCCGAAGCGAUUCAAGAGGUCAUAGUGCCCAGGUAUCAAUCCAAUCAUCCUGCACACUUGCUACCACGAUAUUCAUCGAGGGAAACCGAGAUUCCCGACUAUCCUACUCGAGUUCAGCAUAGUCUGAGUCACGAGAUCGUUUACCCGACCGUGGAAAGGCUUCACCGGACUCCGAUCAGCGUUCCUCUAGUGACCAGACUGUCGUUGUCACCACCGUCGGCCAUGACAGUUACCGGUCUGCAAGCGACCACUCCUGUUCUCCAUCCAACAGCUUGCAGAGAUCCUCGAGAAACCGCCUCGCUAAUGCCCCAUCCUGGCCAGCAUUUGCAUCACGCUAACAGCCACGUUCACCUUCAUCAGACGUCCCAGAUACAACACGUUCCGGCAAACUCGGUUCACCAGCAUCGACUUUCGGUCAGCAAGAUUCUUCAAAGGGAACCUGGCAGCCCUUCCUCACCCGGGGCGAGAGAGGAAAACGGAAGGACGAUGCAUGGCGCCAAUGGAGUUCAGAAUAAUGGCAUCAAUAACAGUAACCAUCAUAAUAACCAUAAUAACAACAACAAUCUGCAGCAUCAGGCUGGCUUGAAAUUCAGUAUAGACAACAUACUCAAGGCGGACUUCGGUAGGAGGAUCACCGAUCCCAUAUCAUUGAAGAAGUCUCGGCCGAAGAAGGUCAGCUCGAGGCCCAUUGACUUGACCAAGGACUUUCUAGAGUCGACUACCGAAACCACGGAGAAGAGCAGCUCGGAAACAAGCUCGACGACCAAUACCUCGUCCGGUGGCGGUGUGGCGACCGGGAAUCCUGCCUCGAACACGCCUGUACCACCUGUGACCGAUCCUGGAAAGCAGUUACCGUGGCCUGCCUGGGUCUACUGCACCAGAUACUCGGAUCGACCUUCCUCUGGUGAGUUCUGUUCUCUGUUACGAUCGUUCCUCGAAGCGAGAACCGUGCUAGGAGAACGGAGUCUUUUCUAA
Molecule: messenger RNA, 2823 nt
Organism: Bombus huntii
Lineage: Eukaryota; Metazoa; Arthropoda; Insecta; Hymenoptera; Apidae
Product: rho GTPase-activating protein gacK-like
Exons: 1
Coding region: 1369-2823 (484 amino acids)
Biological process (GO): neuron differentiation; regulation of transcription by RNA polymerase II
Cellular component (GO): nucleus
Molecular function (GO): RNA polymerase II cis-regulatory region sequence-specific DNA binding; DNA-binding transcription factor activity, RNA polymerase II-specific
Source: RefSeq, a predicted model, not a curated record